Messenger RNA from Sparassis crispa, 960 nucleotides. RefSeq lists its product as hypothetical. Bases 1 to 960 code for a protein of 319 amino acids. The record is from RefSeq and is a predicted model, not a curated record. Lineage: Eukaryota; Fungi; Basidiomycota; Agaricomycetes; Polyporales; Sparassidaceae. The transcript has 13 exons.
AUGGUUGACUGGUCAUCUGAAGCUGAGCUUGCCGUCGACGCAGACGCGUUCACAAAGUUGAUGCACUGCCUCGCAGGUGUCUACUUUUGGGAAUUCGCGGUUUCGCUUGAAUUCGACUGGGCGUUCUUAGCGGGCAAGAAGCAGUUCAACUGGCGAUUAAUCUUCUAUUGGUUGGGCCGAUACUGUCUCUUCUUUGCCAUGAUUGGCAUCCUGACUGCACUGGAUGUGACAUCCGAAAUUAAUUGCCAGGCCCUGUACACGUUCAACCAGUUGGCCGGUGAUGCGGCUGUUGGAUUGGCAAGCAUCAACCUCUCCCUGCGCACAAUGGCUAUCUGGUCCCAAAAUCGCUACAUCGUCAUCCUUCUGGUCAUCGUCAUCCUAGGACACUGGGCGUUGAUACUGCAAGGCAGGUCGUCCAACACCAUCCUCGCGGCGACGUUCAUCUACUCGAUGUGCUUCGACGCGCUCGUCAUGACACUCAGCGCGCUGAAGCUCGCGCCUCGCGCGGGACACUCGCAGCUCAUCCGGCUGCUCUUCAAGGAUGGCCUAAUCUACUUCCUCGUCGCCUUCAUCGCGAAUUUGAUCGCGACCGUGUUCAUGCUGCUCGACCUGAACUCCGUCAUGAGCGUGGUCUUCAACGUGCCCGCGGCCGUCGCGUCAACCAUCGUCGCUUCCCGCGCGGUACGCCGUCUCUCCAAAUUCACCCCCAACGGUGCCCAGGUAUACUCGAGUACCAGCGGCGGCUUCCACACCGCCGCGAACCCCGCCGCGAGCCACCACACCUACAACCACCCGAUGGGCCCCAAGAGCCUCAGCGGCGGCGUGCAUGUCCAGAUGCAAACAUUCGCGGUCGCCGACGAAGGAUCGCCGUACGGCGUACCAGACGUGGAGAGCCGAAAGAUUGGCGACAUCGAAUCUGGGGAAGACGCCGCAUCCGACAUCAAGCCGCAGGUCCUCUAG